This is a messenger RNA of Xiphophorus couchianus (Monterrey platyfish), 2886 nucleotides long. RefSeq names its product transferrin receptor 1a (gene tfr1a). The transcript is spliced from 18 exons. Gene Ontology annotation, biological process: iron ion transport; intracellular iron ion homeostasis. The coding region runs from base 139 to 2451 and encodes 770 amino acids. The record is from RefSeq and is a predicted model, not a curated record. Lineage: Eukaryota; Metazoa; Chordata; Actinopteri; Cyprinodontiformes; Poeciliidae. Gene Ontology annotation, cellular component: external side of plasma membrane.
UCCGCACUCAAGGGCAUCCGGACCGGCGCGCGAGACCCAGGCAAUUCGACAACGUACCGCUCAGGCUUCAUCGUGUCCGGGACCGACACCGACACCGUGGUUGUUCUGCACAGGAGGGAAGAGUCCUGAGAAGCAGAGAUGGAACAAGCAAGGUCAACAAUAUCCAAAAUUUUUAACGGUGAGCCGCACACCUACACGCGCUUCAACCUGACCCAGAACAUGGAGGGCGACACCAGCCAGGUGGAGAUGAAGCUGUCGUCGGACGUGGACGAGGAGGUUGGGGAGAACGGCGUGGGAGACAAUCGUCAUCAUCACAACUCCAACGGCAGACCCUACAUGGUUCAAAAGCUGCAGCGCACGCCCAGGAACUUGUGCUACAUGGCGUGUGGCGUCCUCCUCAUCUUCAUCAUCGGGUUCUUGAUCGGCUACAUGACUAAUAAGAAAAAGGAACUGGCUCCCGUCUGCGCAUCCUCCAUCAGCGUCGUCAAUGACGACAUUCCCCGCGAGACGGGCGCCGCGCCCCUCAUGGACUGGGACGAUGUCAAAAAACUCCUGACUGAAAAAUUCUCUGCUGCCAAACUAGAAAAAGUUUUGAGCGAGUUCUCUCAUAGCAACCACAGGGCCGGUUCUUCUCAGGAUGAAUCCCUGGCAAACCGAGUUCUCCAGAGGUUCAAGGACUACGGCAUGAAGGCCUGGACGGACGAGCACUUCAUCAAGGUCCACGACCCGCCGGCGGCCGGCUACAACACGUUUGUCUUCAAGAACGCGUCAGAGGAGCGUCCCAGGGGAUUCCUGUCCUACAGCGCCGUCGGAUCAGUACAGGGCGCGGUGCUGUACGCUCAUUACGGCGAGGACAACGACUUCCAGGCGCUGUCGGACAGAAACGUCAACAUGAACGGCAGAGUUAUGCUGAUCAGAGCCGGAAAGAUCAGCUUCGCUGAGAAGGUUGCCAACGCCGCCAGAAUGAACGCCUCUGCUGUUCUGAUCUACACAGACCCGAGUGAUUACAAUAUCAAAGGGGACAUCGAGAUCUACGGACAUGUCCACAUGGGCUCAGGUGAUCCUUACACUCCCGGGUUCCCCUCCUUCAACCACACCCAGUUUCCUCCUGCGGAGUCUUCAGGCCUGCCCAAAAUUCUGGCACAGACCAUCACAUUGGACAUGGCAAAGAAAAUCCUUGACCAGCUCAGUGGUUCAAAGAGGCCCGACAAGUGGGAAGGUUUCAGCAAAUUAGGAGACGAGACUGACGUCAUCACUGUGAAUGUCAACAACGUUCUCACAGAGAAGAGGAUCCACAACGUGUUUGGGGUCAUCAAAGGUUUUGUCGACCCAGACCGUUAUGUGGUUAUCGGCGCCCAGAGGGACGCGUGGGGCCCGGGCUAUGCUGCGUCAACCGUCGGCACCAGCGUUCUGGUGGAGCUGGCCCGCUCCAUCUCUGACAUGGUGAAGAACGAGGGAUUCAAGCCCAGGAGGAGCAUUGUGUUUGCUAGCUGGAGUGCUGGAGAAUACGGAAGCAUUGGCGCCACCGAGUGGUUGGAGGGAUAUGUGUCGUCUCUGAGCAUGAAAGCCUUCUCUUACAUCAACCUGGAUGGCAUUGUAACAGGUCUGAAUGGAUUUAAAGUAGCAGCCAGUCCCCUAAUGCACACCUUGAUUGAAAACACCCUAAAAGAGGUAAAGAACAGAGACGGCAUUCUUUAUAAGCAAUUUGCAAAAGACAACUUUGAAACAAAUAUUGUGGAGCCGAUGCGGAUGGAUAGCGCUGCGUAUCCUUUCCUUGCCUUCUCUGGAAUCCCCUCCAUGUCAUUCAGAUUCUCCCCGGACAACUCGAACUACAAGUACUUUGGCACAAUGCAGGACACCGCCGACAACCUGAACGCCGCCACGUCCAGCCAGGUUCCCCAGCUGGCAGAGACAGCGGGCCGCUUCGCCGGCCACAUAGCUCUGAGGCUGGUCCACGACCAUCUGCUGCAGAUGGACGUGAUGAAAUAUUACAAGGUCGUCCGUUCCUACGUGACCAAGAUCAAUGGAAGAGUCAAGGAAGUUCUGCAGAUGCGACCCCAGCUGUUGCCCAAAUCCCUGACUGUGCAGUGGUUGAUCUCCGCCACGGGUUCGUACAGCCGGGCUGCCCAGAGCCUGCAGAACGACAUCCAGAACAGCGACCUGGAGGACAUCGAAAUGUGCCGCCUCAUCAACGACCGUAUCAUGGCGGUGGAAAGAAACUUCCUGUCCCACUACGUCUCCCCCAGGCAGAGCCCUUUCCGCCACAUCCUGCUCGGCUCGGGCCCCCACACUCUCAAAGCACUCACCAAACACCUGGACGCCCUGAAGACGAACAACCCUGAGGCAAACGCCGAGCUGUUCCUCAACGAGUUCGCCCUGGCAACCUGGACCAUCCAGGGCUGCGCCAACUCCUUAGCAGGGGACAUCUGGUCUCUGGAUAAUGAAAUCUAAACCAAGCAAAAGUUUCACAACCUUAAAAAAAAAUCAAUAAGUUUUAACAAUUGGAGAAAAUAAUAUGGUCCCUCCUUUUAUAUUCAUUUGAUCUUACUUUUUAUCCACAUGUAACACUUAAAAAACCAAACUUUUGAUGCGUUGGUGCUACUAAUGACUACUAUAGUAGUAGUUGUGUUUUCCUAUGAAUGAGCUGAAUGGAGAGCAUUUCACAACAACCUAAUAGGUCAUGAUCACUCUUAUGACUCAGAGAAUUACAUCACCAAAGGUCAGUAUGAUAAAAUAAUAACUUUUAAUCUGUUUACUAAAAAUGAUUACAAAGCUGCUGAAGCCAAAAGUUCAAGCCUGAGCUGUUGUUUUGUGGGUAGCUACAGUUUUCUAAAAACCCAGCUCAUCAGUUUCAGAAGGUGCUCAAAUCGGCAAUUACAAAAAAAA